Messenger RNA from Nilaparvata lugens (brown planthopper), 1005 nucleotides. RefSeq lists its product as uncharacterized. The transcript has a single exon. The coding region runs from base 1 to 1005 and encodes 334 amino acids. The record is from RefSeq and is a predicted model, not a curated record. Lineage: Eukaryota; Metazoa; Arthropoda; Insecta; Hemiptera; Delphacidae.
AUGGGACCAAAAAAGAGAAACCAAUCAAGAAAUGUAGAAGUUGAGAAAAGAGAGCUAGAAAAGUUUGAAGGGUCGGUAGCUCAGUUUCAAGUUGCCACUGCAGAGGCUUUCAAUUUUCGGGAGCCUCAAGGAUGGUCCACAUGGAUCACACGGUUUGAACGAAUCACAAGUGCUUCAAACUUGUCAAGUAAGUCUGAACGAUGCCAGGUAGAUUUACUUAAAUGUACUCUUUGUGAAGAAGGAGAAGAUUUAUUGAAAUCUUUUAGACUGAUUGAGGAGGAAGCAGGUUGUUACGAGAUAGUUGAAGGGAAUUUCGAAGCAUAUUUUGGUAUUAAAAAGAACGUAGUAUAUGAAAGAACAAAAUGUUUUAAACGGAGACAGUCGGGAGAACUAGUGGACUCAUUUGUAAAUGAUUUACAUAAAUUGGCUGAAGGAUGCAAUUUUGGAAACUUGCGAGAGGAAUUAAUUAGAGACUUGAUUGUUAUUGGGGUUUUGGACAACAAGGUGUCUGAAAUAUUACAGUUGGAUGAUUGUCUGACAUUGGAAAGAGCAAUAGUAUCAAGAGCGGAAAGUAUCAAGAAACAGCAGGCAGUUGUGCGGGACCAUGAUUUGAAGGAUGUCAAUGUAUUAGCAAACAGUCAGAAUGCCAAACCAACUAGUCAGUCCCUUAGAUUUACAAAUACUAAGAAGUGGAAAUGUUACAAAUGUGGAUUUUCACAUGAUCAGAAUGGUAAGUGUCUAGCCUUAGCGAGUCAUUGUUUUAAAUGCAAUGUAGUUGGUCAUUUUGGUCGUGUAUGUAAGCAAGGACCAAGACCAAAUGUUAGGGAAGUAGAAACUGAUAACCAAACACCUGCAGAAUCCUACUUUGGAGAGCUGACGAUAGAUCAACUUCAAUCCCAGGACCCAUGGACGGUCUCUGCUAUAAUUGGCAAACAUCAGGUAAAUUUUAAGCUGGAAACAGGAGCAGAUGUAUCUGUCAUUGGAUCAUUCCUAUGCAAAUCUUAA